AUAAAAGAAUGAUACAAUCUAACUAAUGAGCCAUGCAGAGAAACAUGUGAGGUAGGGCUCAACAAAGGCCCAAAAGGAGCGCGUACUGUGGUCCCUUCAUUUUCGGGGAAAAUAAUAAUUUGUUUUUUUCCAAUAUUCAUACAUAUAUAUUCACUGUUGGGAUUUUCCCGCGCAGAGGAAGGACCAGAAAAGCAUGUCUUGACUCUUCAUUUAUUUUUUUGUCUUCUGGGUAACGAGCCGACGGAAACUACAAUUUUUUCUUUAAAUGGUCAGCUUUGGAACCAUCGACUUGUACAAGCUCAAUUGUCUUAUUUACGCAAACCAACCAUAAAAUAAUAAUUAUCUAAAUUUAAUUUCAUCUUUAUUUUUUGUGGAGCACGUAACCAACAACAACGUUUUAAUAAAAAAAGAUUAAAGAGUGUGGAUAGAUAGAUCUGAAUAUAAUAAAUCGCGUAUUUUGUUUUCAACACACACGGACCAGUGGUUUGGAGUGGAAGCAGCUGACGUGGAGGGUAAUAACGUAAAAUUGUGUUUUUUCGGAGGGUAAAAAGGGAAAGGUAAAGAUACCUCGUAUACAGAGAGAGAGAGGCCAGUGGAGCAGCUUCUUCAUUCCUCACUUUUCUUUUCUUCUCCUUCUCCCGAGGGAAGCGACUCGGUAGACUCGUUCACAUUUCGCGAAUCGAGACGAAGAUAUCCGCACUCCGAUUCGGAUUCUGGACUCUGAUUCUGAAUUAUAGAUUUCUCGAUGGAUUUACAUUCUUCUUCUUCGACGACGGAGAGUUGUAGCGUGAAAGUGGCGGUUAACGUUCGUCCUCUGAUCGGAGACGAGAUAAGUCAGGGUUGCAGGGAAUGCGUUUCCGUUUCUCCGGUAACGCCACAGGUGCAAUUGGGAACACAUUCCUUCACAUUUGAUCACGUUUACGGUGGAAGUAAUGGUUCUCCUUCUUCCUUGAUGUUUGAAGAAUGUGUUGCUCCUCUUGUUCAUGGUUUGUUCCAUGGAUACAAUGCUACUGUGCUCGCUUAUGGUCAGACAGGAUCUGGAAAGACAUACACCAUGGGGACUGCUUUUAAAGACGGUUCAAGCAAUGGGUUGAUUCCUCAAGUUAUGACUUCUCUUUUCAACAAAAUUGAGUCUGUUAAGCACCAAAUGGGUUUCCAGUUACAUGUCUCUUUCAUCGAGAUUCUGAAAGAAGAAGUUCUGGAUUUGCUGGAUAGUGUGAGACUAGCCAAUGGAGCCCCUGGAAAGGUUGGUCUUAGUAAGUCCCCUGUACAGAUCCGCGAAUCGCCAAACGGGGUAAUUACACUAUCUGGUGCAACUGAAGUCUCCAUAGCUACUAAGGAAGAGAUGGCUUCCUGUUUAGAGCAAGGAUCUCUAUCCAGGGCGACUGGGAGCACAAACAUGAAUAAUCAGUCAAGCCGUUCACAUGCCAUCUUCACAAUCACUUUAGAACAGACACGCAAAAUCACUCCCAUCUCAGUGGUUGAAGACACCAUAGAUGAGGAUAUGGGUGAGGAGUAUUCUUGUGCCAAGCUUCAUCUCGUAGAUCUUGCUGGAUCUGAAAGGGCUAAACGGACCGGUUCAGGCGGUGCUCGACUGAAAGAAGGAAUUCACAUCAAUAGAGGACUCCUUGCACUUGGUAAUGUCAUCAGUGCACUUGGAGAUGAGAAAAAGCGAAAAGAAGGUGCUCAUGUUCCCUACCGUGAUAGUAAACUUACUCGGUUAUUGCAGGAUUCUCUUGGUGGAAAUAGUAAAACAGUCAUGAUAGCUUGCAUCAGUCCUGCUGACAUAAAUGCAGAAGAAACACUAAACACGCUCAAAUAUGCAAAUCGUGCUCGGAAUAUCCAGAAUAAACCUGUUGCCAAUAAAGACUUAAUAUGUAGUGAGAUGCAAAAGAUGCGUCAACAGCUACAAAAUCUACAAGCUGCACUAUGUGCUCGUGGGGAAACCCCAUCGAAGGAAGUGCAGGUUAUGAGAAAGAAGAUCAUGAAGCUAGAAUCUGCCAAUGAUGAGCUUUCUCGAGAACUUCUCAUCUAUCGCAGCAAGAGAGGUACUCUUGACUAUUGCAGUAUGAAUACACUGGAAGAUGGUGCAAGUCUUACAAAAGAUGAUGGUCUCAAAAGAGGAUUCGAAAGUAUGGAUUCAGAUUAUAAAAUGAGCGAAGCAACAUCAGGUGGAAUCUCUGAAGAUAUAGAUGGAGCAGCUAAAGAGUGGGAACAUGCUCUUAGGCAGAAUAACAUGGGCAACGAAUUAAGUGAACUGAGCAAACGUCUGGAGGAGAAAGAGUCCGAGAUGAAAAUAUGUGGGGCUGGAACUGAAAUUAUCAGACAACACUUUGAGAAGAAAAUGAUGGAACUUGAGAAAGAGAAGAGAACUGUACAGGUUGAGAGAGAUCUAUUGUUGGAUGAAGUUGAGAAACUUGCUGCUAGUUCUGAUAGACAAGCACAAGUUGCAAGAGACAGCCAUGCACAAAAAUUAAAAGCACUCGAGACACAGAUUUCAAAUCUUAAGAAGAAACAAGAAAAUCAAGUUGAGGCCUUGAAACAAAAACAGAAAAGUGAAGAUGCAGCAAAGCGUUUACAAGCUGAAAUACAAUGCAUUAAGGCUCAGAAGGUUCAGUUACAGCAUAAGAUGAAACAAGAAGCUGAUCAAUUCCGACAAUGGAAAGCUUCUCAAGAAAAGGAAUUAUUGCAGCUCAAGAAAGAAGGAAGGAAGACAGAGCAUGAAAGACUAAAACUGGAAGCCCUCAAUCGACGUCAAAAAAUGGUUCUUCAUAGAAAAACAGAGGAAGCAGCAAUGGCUACCAAGAGACUUAAGGAGCUGCUGGAAUCUCGCAAGUCAUCAGUGGCUGGCAAUGGUCAACCACCAACUAAAAAGGUAAGAAAAUCUCCUAAUUUAGAUAUGGAGAUCUCACCAUCCAGCCAAGUGUCAACUGUUUCCUUUUCAUACUCUUUGCAGGUGAAAGAAAAAACUCUUCAGAGAUGGCUUGAUAACGAGCUAGAGGUUAUGACAAAAGUACAUCAAGUUCGUUCCCAAUAUGAAAAGCAAAUCCAAGUACGAGCUGCAUUGGCUGAAGAGUUAACCUCCUUGAAAAGAGAAAUGGACUUCGCUUCAAGUCCCCAUCAAGAGAAAAAUGGACAGUUCAGAUUUUUAUCACCAAAAACAAGAUUGGAGAGAAUAGCAACUCUUGAGAGCAUGUUGGACGUUUCCUCAAAUGCUCUCACAGCCAUGGCCUCUCAGCUCUCAGAAGCAGAGGAAAGAGAGCAUAGCCUACACACCAAGACUCGGUGGAACUCCAUUAAGUCCAUGACUGAUGCCAAAUGUUUGCUUCAAUAUGUGUUUAAUUCCACUGCCGAAGCAAGGUGCAAAAUCUGGGAGAAAGACAUGGACAUCAAAGAGAAGAAGGAACAGCUAAAUGAUCUCCUCUGCUUAUUACAACUAUCUGAAGUCCAGAACCGAGAGAUACUUAAAGAGAAAAAGACAAGAGAACAUACAUUGUCCAUUGCGCUGGCUUCGUCAUCACCAUCCUCGGUGACUUCAAGAAGCUCAUCAAAGCACUAUGGAGAUAACAACGCUAGCAACCAAUCGUCUCCACCUUCGUACCAUCGAGCAGCAAAGCAUCUCAAAUACGCUGCGCCAGGUGCAGUAAAUGUAUCGGUGAGAGAAUCAGCGGCUUUAUUAGAAGAGAAGAGAAAGAUGAAAGCGAUGAAGAAAAUGGGACAGAGUGGGAAGCUGUGGAAGUGGAAGAGAAGUCAUCAUCAAUGGCUGCUUCAGUUUAAAUGGAAAUGGCAGAAACCAUGGAAACUCUCUGAGUGGAUUAAGCAUAACGAUGAGACCACUAUGCUCUUCAUGUCUAAGAAUCAUCAUAAUGAUGGUGAUGAUUACUCGUGGAGCCGCCGACACUGAGUUUUGCAAUGUGCUUAAAUAUGGGGUUAACUUGACUCGUGAUACAUCUGUAUAUACACAAACGAGCCUUUUGUUUCUCUUUUUGUUGAUAGAUUUAGAGUUGGUCGUUUGGGUUGUAGCAGAAAUUGUUCUUUACACUUUCAAAUAUUCUCUUUCCCUCUCAGAAAUUAAACUUUCAGAAGAAGCGUAA
Molecule: messenger RNA, 4094 nt
Organism: Brassica rapa (field mustard)
Lineage: Eukaryota; Viridiplantae; Streptophyta; Magnoliopsida; Brassicales; Brassicaceae
Product: kinesin-like protein KIN-4B
Biological process (GO): mitotic spindle organization; microtubule-based movement; spindle elongation
Cellular component (GO): microtubule associated complex
Molecular function (GO): microtubule motor activity; ATP binding; microtubule binding
Source: RefSeq, a predicted model, not a curated record